Molecule: messenger RNA, 1293 nt
Organism: Ophidiomyces ophidiicola
Lineage: Eukaryota; Fungi; Ascomycota; Eurotiomycetes; Onygenales; Onygenaceae
Exons: 3
Coding region: 1-1293 (430 amino acids)
Source: RefSeq, a predicted model, not a curated record
AUGAAUCGUCAACGUCCUCCUCCCGCAUCCCUCCGAGCCCCCGUAUCACCGCCGCGGAAAAAGCAGCGUCAAGGCACAAAUAGCGAGUCAGGGAACCAACGCAACACAGAACCAGAGCUUAGUCUCGCGGCUGUCGAAGCUGGCAGGCUCGACGUCGAUGACCCUCUGCGCGUAUUAUCAUCCCGCCUCCUAGCUGUUACGCGACAUCAGUUUUCUUUGGCUCCUCGCCUUUCGCACCCCGAGUGGGUUGGGCUCUACAUGCGCAAUAAGCACCCACAGGGUAGGCAUUUUGUGAUACAUCAGCACGACCAUCCAAUCGCCGGUCCACAUUAUGACCUGCGGUUACAGUUUUCCGAAAGCAGCUCGUUGAGCUUUGCUAUUAUGUACGGUUUACCAGGCAACCCGAACAGCAGGAGGAUGAAUCGAAACGCUACGGAGACAAGAGUUCAUAAUAUUUGGAGCCACUUAAUUGAGACGGCAUCUAUAAACACCGGGAGUCUUAUUAUCUGGGAUACAGGAGAAUACUCCAUCUUGCCUUAUUACCAGCACAAAGAGCCGGCGGAAACACACUCUUCUGCUUCAGAUGCAGGCGAUGCAUCUGUAUCUUGCGAAGCUGUGAACAUGUGCGACAGUGAUAGGCUGAAGCACGCGUUCCGGAAGCGAAAGAUUCGCCUACGGCUACAUGGAGCACGUCUACCCCCGAAUUACACAGUGACCUUGCGUCUCACGGCGAACAACAACACCCAUAAGCAGCCGAAAAUGCCGAAGGUGAGAAGGGGAAGGAGGCAGGGAAAGAUGCCAGCAGAACGCGUAACCCCCAUAUCGCGGUCUCCUUCAUCUUCGCCCAUUCGAGAUGCAGCUGUCGAAAUAGCAACUCCAGAUGGCACCGGUGGUGACUUGUCAGACCGUGGGUUGUCUCACCAGGACACUCACAACGAAUUCGCAAGCUAUUCUGACGACGAAGACGAAAGAGUCCGAGUCAACAACGCUUACCCUGGUGCCGUCAAUUCGAUCUCCUCCAUUCACCAGAGACGGUGGUUUUUGUCGCUUGACCGUGUGAAUUCCGGAUUCAAACGCCACUUUGAUUCUUCAACUAGUAAGUAUACCUGGGUAAGGCAAAGCGUCGAAGCUCCCAAUCAGCCAUCUCGGCUCUUAGGCUUUGAGCCUUUUUUUGUGCAGGGACCAGACGUAGAGCGCAGCGUUGUCACAGGGCGUCUGGGUAGCGAGGUUUUCAGAGACGAAGGAGUAGACAAAUUCACUGGGCGUAGAGGCUGGAGGCCCGUCCUUUUGUAG